CAGUACCUGAACCAUCUCUGGACUGUACCAGGACAGUACCUGGACCAUACCUGGACUGUGCUGGGACCGUGUCAGGACAGUACCAAGAGUGUACCGGAACCAUACCUGGAUCCAACCGGGACCGGGACAGUACCGGACCGUGCCCCGCAGUCACGGCCGGGCUCGCUGGUACUGUCCCGUUCCCAUUCCCGGGAGUUCCCGUUCCCAGGGCCGGGCGGGGCGGCCGCUGUCCCCGCCCCGGGGCGCUCCCGCCGCUUCCUGCGGGCACGGCCGGGACGGGGCGGGACGGGACGGGUCGAGGCGGCGGCGGUAGCGGAGCGCGAGCCUCCCUGUGCCCUAUUGGUGCCAGGGGAUGCCGGGAUGCCGGUGCCCACGUGCCCUCAGCGCCCUGCCCUGAGCCCGGAGCCCGGCUGUCCCAUGGAGGAUCCACCUGGCACCAGGACCGAGGCGUGGGCCGAGGGGCUCCAUAACGCCAACAACAACGCCUCCCCUGGGGGGUGGCCUGGUGCCCGCGGUGGGCACCCCCUGGCAGCUUUCGGGGGUCCCGGAGCCAAACCCAGCUACCUGGACCGCGUGGUGCAGGAGAUCGUGGAGUCAGAGCGCACCUACGCCCGUGACCUGCGCAGCAUCGUAGAGGGUUACCUGGGCAAGAUCAUCGACGCAGAGGAGCCGGUGCUGCGACCAGAGCAGGUCAGCGCGCUCUUCGGGAACAUCGAGGACAUCUACGAGCUCAGCAGCACCCUCCUGCAAAACCUGGAGAGCUGCGCCAAUGACCCCGUGGCUGUGGCCGUGUGCUUCGUCACCCGGAGCCAGGAAUUUGCCAUCUACACCCAGUACUGCAACAACUACCCCAGCUCGGUGGCGGCACUGACCGAGUGCAUGAGGAGCAAGGUCCAGGCACGGUUCCUGCGGGAAUGCCAGGAGCGGCUGCGCCAUGCGCUGCCCCUUGGCGCCUACCUGCUCAAGCCUGUCCAGAGGAUCCUCAAGUACCACCUACUGCUCCAGGAGAUCGCCAGGCACUUCGAGCACAAGGUGGGGGACGACUAUGAGCUGGUGCUGGAGGCCAUUGACACCAUGACCUGCGUGGCCUGGUAUAUCAAUGACAUGAAGCGCAAGCACGAGCACGCCAUCCGCCAGCAGGAGAUCCAGUCGCUGCUGCUGGGCUGGAAGGGGCCAGACUUGACAAGCUACGGGGAGCUGGUGCUGGAGGGCACAUUUCGGACACAGCGGGUGCGCCAUGACCGUGCGCUCUUCCUCUUCGACAAGGCCCUGCUCAUCACCAAGCGCCGUGGUGACCACUAUAUCUACAAGAGCCACAUCCCGUGCUCCUCGCUGAUGCUGAUUGAGAGCACACGGGACUCGCUGUGCUUCAGCCUGGCACACUACAAGCACGGCAAGCAGCAGUACAGCCUGCAGGCCAAGAGCGUGGAGGAGAAGCGUGUGUGGACUCACCACAUCAAGCGGCUCAUCCUGGAGAACCACCAUGCCACCAUCCCCCAAAAGGCUAAGGAAGCCAUCCUGGAAAUGGACCUGUUCUACCCCCCACGCCUGCCCCGCUGCAGCCCCGAGCGCCUGAAGAAGAGCUGGUCCUGCCAGCCCCUGGGUGAUGCUGCCACCGAGCCACUCCAGGGACGCCGGCAGUCUGAGCCCUUCCAGCACCAGGGGCACACGGAGACGCUGCUGGAGCGGCUGCAGGGACACGGGGGGCGCAGGCAGUCGGGUGUGGACAGCGGAUGGGAUCAGGGGGCUCAGGGUGCUGAUGAGUUGGGGGACACGGGGGUGAUGCCACUGUCACUUCCCCUGCCCCCAGAGCCCACCAAGCACAACCUGUGGCACCUGGGAGAGCAAGGGCUGAAGAGCGCCGGCAGCGACGGGGCACUCCUGGAAGUGGGGGAGCCACCCCAGCACCCCAGAGCCUGGGCAGCGGCUGAGGGCAUGGUGGCAGAGGAAGAGGAGGAGGAGGAGGAAGAGGAGGCUUUGGGCAAGGACUGUCAGGAGGAGCUGCCGGGGCCUGAGGAUCUGCUGUUGGAGCCCCAGGAGGUGCAGGCUGGGGGACACCCCUGGGUGCUGGAGGGAACCAAGCGGCCGAGCAGCUGGGGGCCGGGGAGCUGUGAGAAGGUCAGUGCAACCCCCCGGCCCUCACCUGGGGGUGCCCAGACACCCAGCACCCACCCCCCUAACAGCAGUGCUGGAGAGCACCCCAAGGUCCCCAAAUCCCCAUCCCUGGUGGGGACCCUGGCGCUACCCAGUGGGGACAGGGAACCGGAGCGUGCUGCGGAGGAUUUGCAGGUACUGAGCAGCGAGGAGGAGGAAGAGGAGGAGGGGGAAGGAGCCACCAGCAUCCUGCCGCCCUCAGUGCUGGACCAGGCCAGCGUCAUUGCCGAGCGGUUCGGCGGCGGCAGCAGCUUAUCCCGAAGGAGCAGCCUGGUGCUGGAGGGGCCCCUGGGACGCACCCCCAGCCAUGGUGGCAGCACCCUCAGCCUGGAUGGGGGCCCCCCGCUCGAAUCCGGGGAGCCUGAGGGAUCCCGCAGUGCCAUCCCCUCGCCCGAGCCCUUCACUAGAGCCCGCCGGGAAUCACUGCUCUCCAACCGCGACCGCCUGCUCCUCGACAAGAUCAAGAGUUACUAUGGCCAUGCCGAGCACCGCGAUGCCGGUUUCGCGGUGCGCCGUCGCGAGAGCCUCUCCUUCAUCCCCAAGGGGCUGGUGCGGAGCUCCGUGUGCCGCCUCAAUGGGCUCCCACGGCCCCCUGAGAGCCCUGAGCCCCCCAGCCAGCCCGAGGCACCAGAGCCAUGCCAGGAGAAUGGGGAGCAGCCCCCCGAGCCACUGCUCAUCCUGGAGGAGGAUGAUGUGGGCACCGUGGCGUCACCUCCCGGGCCACCCCCGCAGCUGCUGCUGACACCCCCUCACCUGGGCACCAAAGUGUACCAGCUGGCACGGCAGUACAGCCUCCGCAUCAAGAGCCGCCGCGCCAGCACCCGCCGCCCCCCGCUGCUGCCGCAGGAGGACAGGGACCCCCCUCCCAGCACCCCUUCGCUGGCUGUGCCGCGGGACAACGUGCUGGUGCCGUCCCCAUCCCCUCGUGUCCCCCGCAGCCCUUCGAGCCCCGUGGGCGCCGAGCCCUUUGCGUGGCCCGACGUGCGGGAGCUCCGUGCCCGUUUCGGUGCCCCGCGAGAGCGGGGCAGUGGCCGGAGCCGCAGUGCCGAGGCCAACGGGGGCUCGGACACCCCGAGCCCGGCGCCAGCGCGGUACAGCAGUGAUGGGGCGCUGUGGGUGGCGGCCGAAGCCCCUCUGGGCUCCGGGCAGCGGGUGCUGGUGCUGGAGCGGCUGCCGGAGCCCCCGGCCUACGUGCAGAUCCGCUCGCCCACCACCAGGGAGAAGAUCUGCCUGAAGGCGGUGGUGGAGCGCUGCAAAGCCUACCAGGCAUCUGAAGAGUACCGGCGGCGCUGCCCCGAGCCCCCCGGCAGCCCCGAGCCGCUGCGCCACGGCCUCGUCAGGGACCUGCGGCAGAAGUUUCAGACCCUCGACGCUGCCAGCUAGGGGCAGGGAUGGGUAGAAGGGGUGUCCUGUGGACCCUCACAGGAAGGAGCACCCUGUGGACCUCCAACCUGCCUGGGAAAAGAGGCACCACAUGGACCUCAAGUCUCGUUGGAAAAAGGAGAUCCCCAUGGAUCCUGAACCUGCCUGGGAGAAGGGACACCCCAUGGCCUCCCAGGCUGUUUGGAAGAGGGAGGUCUUUGGGAACUUCCAGUCUGCCCAGGAUCCCCAGCCCUCCUGGAAGAAGGAGCAAGCCAUGGACACCCAGCUUGCCCAGGAGAAGGGGCAACCCAUGGACCCCCAAUCUACCUGUAAGAAGAGGCACCCAUGACCCCCCAGCCCACAGGAAAACCUGGCAGAAAGAGCACCCUGGGGACUCCCAACCUGCUCUGGACAAGAGACACCCCCUGUUCUCUCUGCCCACAGGAUCAGGGGCACCCCAAGAACCUCCCACUACAAGCACCAGUGGCCCCCACGCCCUGCAGGCACCCAGCACUGCACCCUGCUCGCUUUCACAUCUUUAUUAGAAAAAAAACCCCAAACUGAACCCAAAGUUCCUUUGUGGUUGCCCGCCCCCCCCCAGGGUGUCUCGGCCCGGCUGCGGGGUGCAGGGGGGCCCCCCCACCCCGGCUAUGGGGGGGCACGGGAUGGGGGGUGCCAGAGAGGGGCCCCCAUGGACUGACGCUCUUUGGUUGGUGCCCACGGGGGCCAAGGGGUCCCCCCUCUGCACCCACACGCUGUGGGGGGGGAGGUUAUGGCUUUGGGGGGCACCCACACGCCCCCCGUGCGGGUGCUGGGGGGGGUCCAUGCACACCUGUGGGGUGCACACCUGUGCCGUGCGUGCGGAGGGGGGCCGGGGGGUGCACCUGCAUGCGGGGACACACGUGUGCAGACGUGUGCGUGCAGGGACACGUAUGGGCACGGGGGGUGCACGCCUGGGGGGCACCUGCGGCCGCCUCCGCGCAGGGGUGCGCCUGAAGCGUGUAAAUGUAUGUAUAUAUAUAAAUACAAAUAUAUAUAUAUA
This is a messenger RNA of Parus major (Great Tit), 4558 nucleotides long. RefSeq names its product pleckstrin homology and RhoGEF domain containing G3 (gene PLEKHG3). Bases 361 to 3537 code for a protein of 1058 amino acids. The transcript is spliced from 17 exons. The record is from RefSeq and is a predicted model, not a curated record. Gene Ontology annotation, molecular function: guanyl-nucleotide exchange factor activity. NCBI's taxonomy places the organism in Eukaryota, Metazoa, Chordata, Aves, Passeriformes, Paridae.